Molecule: messenger RNA, 1946 nt
Organism: Aphidius gifuensis
Lineage: Eukaryota; Metazoa; Arthropoda; Insecta; Hymenoptera; Braconidae
Exons: 4
Coding region: 145-1296 (383 amino acids)
Molecular function (GO): sequence-specific DNA binding
Source: RefSeq, a predicted model, not a curated record
AACUUGACAAGUCUAUGUUGUAUGAAUCUAUGUUUAUAAUAGUCAAAGUAUAAUCAUUUAAUAAUUUGUGUGACUAUUUUUACUAAAAUCAUUAAGUAAUAAAUUAAUUUCACCAGUAAUAAGUCUACAUUUAAACCAGGAAACAUGGUACGGAAAUGUAUUGUCCUCAACUGUCAAUCAUCAAAGGGGAAUAAAAAUAAUAUUUCUCUUUUUCAUGUUCCAAAGGAUCCUCAACUUUUUGAUGCUUGGAAAUCAAAUCUUCCAAUGCUACGGAAACCUCUCAGUGUAUUAAGUUUGGUUUGUGAAAAACAUUUUCAUCCAAGUGAUGUUCUGUCACAAUAUACUCAAAAAUUACCUUCAGAAACGUGGAUAUAUCCUCGUAGUAAAAAAGGACUGAAACCUAAGGCUGUCCCUAUAUCUUCAGACGUCUGUUCAACUCCAGAUAAUACAAUAUUACAGGUUGAUAACGAGACAAGAAAAGCAAAUGAUGAAGUACCAAAUGAAUCUAAUAUUGAUGCACCAAUUGAUUCUUAUGUUCAUGCAUCCAUUGAUUCUGAUGUUAAUGUACCAGAUGAGCAUGAAUUUUAUGUACCAAUUCAAUGUAAUGUUCAUGAACAAAUUGACUCUGAUGUUCAUGUACCAGAUGAGCAUGAAUUUGAUGUACCAAUGCAAUGUUAUGUUCAUGAACAAAUUGACUCUGAUGUUCAUGCACCAACUAAAUCAUCAUUACAUACGAUACAUGCGUCAACUCAGACUGUAGACCAUGAAGACAUGGAAAUUCAAGAACUACCAACUGAACACUGUAAAGUGCCAUUUACUUUUGAUUCUCUACUCAAUAACCUGAAUAAUAUAAAAUAUCCUGGAAAUUGUGACUGGGCUCAUACUGUAGCCCCUGAUAAAAAAACAGUAAUUUUUGUAUCGGUUCCAACUGAUAAUAUAUUGCGUCGAGUGGAAAUAUAUGAUAAUUUAAAUUCUCGGGUUUUGAUGGAGUUUGUUCAUGUACAUCAAGAUUAUUUGCAGCAUAAUUUCAAAAAUAUGAGUCAAGUCGUUGAUUAUUUAACAACAAUUUAUAAUUGGAAACUCUGUGCCACUUUAAAAGAUACUGGAAGAUUCGUUUUUGAUACCGUUUGUGAAGGUAUUGUUUCUUGUUGUAUUAAACAAGGUAUUGGUCGACCACGUUUAAGGUGCAUGUCUUGUGUUAUAAAAUUAGAAUCCAAGAAGUAUCGAAAACCUCCACCAACUACUACAGUAAAAAAAGUCUUAAAAAAAAAGAUCUUGCAGCAGAAGGUGAUUUAAGCAAAAGGUAAAGUGCCAUUAAAUUAUUAUUAUUAUAUAAACAUGACCUAAGAUCUCAAAUUUUAAGCUUUUUCAUAAUUUUUCGUAUGCGAAUACACUUUGUCAUCGUUACAAUGAUAUUCAUUUAUCAUCAAAUAGAGAAAAGACUCAAAUGUAUACAAAAAUAGCAAAAUUAUAGUAGGUAUUAAUAUUUGCAACGAGCAAAAAAAUGUAAUGAUUCAUUCAAACUACAUAAAAAAAAAAAAUGUAAACAUCGGUAAUUAUAAUUUUUUAAUAAUUAUAUACUUAGAUUUUUCACAUUAUCGUGUAUUCAUGAGAGUGCCAAAAAUGUAAACAUGGGGCUGACGGAGCACAAGCGCCAUCACUGGCAAAAAAAGGUACUGACUUGCUCCAUUUCGUGAGCUUCACCAACAGCCUAUGCUUUAACAGCCUAUGCUUGUAGACCUCCAUGGGGUUAACUUAACACCAGACUUCAUCCCUGGGAUCCAUUCGUAAUAGGUGCUUUCUUUUGGGUAUUUUAUUCCUAUUUAUUUUUGCGCAUGCGUGGUUGAAUGCGCAGUCAGCAAAAAGUCAGUUUGCAAUAGCGUAGUACAUGAGUGGCUAGGGAGCGUUCGAUAGCUGCAGUCCGAUUCACAGGGCAAAUUUCUUAC